CUCGCCGCACACAGCCCGACGUAUAGGAACGUUGAGGUGCAGCUUAAAUACCAAAAAACGUCGGCCUUUGCUUCGAAGGGUUGCAACGAAAACCUUGGGCAACAAACCCUGUCCCCAGCCGGAGCUUGACACAUUGAGGACUUGUCGCGAUGGUUGACGUUGUCCUCAUCAUCACUGUGGUGGUCUUCGCCAUUCUAGUAAUAUUAGCCUCCAUAUACUUCUUGGCAUACUUCCAGCAUCCAGACGACAAAUGGGUAGCAUGGUUCCCAAAAAUUGUGGUGAUAAUAGGGCUAUCACUGGCGUGUUACAAUGUCUUCCUUCUUCCCUUGGACGUGGCAAAUCAGAAAGGGCAACUCCAAGCGUCAGGAAACAUACCAAUGGCCAAAAUCACGAUUGCGUUUUACAUAUCAACAGUGAUCAUAUGUCUUGUGGUUGUUCCUUUCACGGUGUUCUUUUAUGAAGGGUCGGACGAAGAUGAUGGUGAUCAGAGAUCAUCCCCAAGUGCUUUUGCAUACGCCAUUAAAUGGCUAGUUCCUAUUCUCAUUUUUAUGGCCGGCCUUAUUUUUGUUCUGUAUUGGUUCCUUGGCUAUGCGGACGUUCCCACAACCAAAUUGACGAGUGUGCUUGUAGCCGGUGGAAAUUUAGGCCUCAACUCAUCGAUCAAUAGUUGCUUGAACACUUUGGCGCCAACGGGAAAUAUGACGCUUUGUCAAUACCAAACAGGGACGAACCACGUCGUUGUGUCUCCUCUCGUCUAUAUCGUGGCAAUUGUCACCUUUGUAGGCUGGAUUCUUUUCUCCAUUUUUGGAGGAGUAGGUCUCAUUGCCUUGCCCGUGGACUGGGUCUCGCAAUUCCUGCAUCGUCCUAAACCGAUCAAAGCAAAUGAGUAUCAGGAAAAAAAGAAGGAGAUUGGGCAGAAUGCACAGCUUCUGAUGGAGGCCGGAAAAACGCUUAACGAGGAUCUGAAAUCUGCGACGAGAUCGGGAGUGGCUGGGAAACGGUGGAGAAGAAUUAAGACUCGUGAGACCGAGUUCAGAAAGGAUGUCCUCAUUUUGGAGUAUCACUAUCGCCGCCUUGAGGAUGCCUAUAGAAAUCAGGGAGGGAAUUUCCUUCUCCAGCUCAUUCAAUUCAUUGGCGGCAUCAUCGGUGGAUUUCUGUCGCUGUUCUGGCUUUUGCACAUAAUCCUCUACCUCAUUCCUUGGGCACUGCAUACGAAUCCUUACAGCCCAUUUCUUAACGAUUUCUUGAACGCUGUCAACAAGGUUCCUUUUGUGGGAACCGUGUUUUACGCACUGUUCUCCUUCUAUCUUUUGGCCUGCGUUCUGAAAGGUGCUGCGUCAUUAGGAAUGCGAAUCUUUUUCAUUCCUAUUCAUCCAUUGAAAAUCGGAGAAACCAUGAUGAAUUCUCUUGUUUUCAACACUGGUGUGGUGCUGAUAUGCUCCAUGUCGGUCGCCCAGUUUUGCACCCUCAGCUUCUCUCGCUUUGCAAAGUAUACCGCCAAUGAAUCAAUAUUCGGUGUGCAGAUGCAAAAUCUCAGGGGCAUUCAAUACGGAUACGACGCCUUCAUUUUCAUCUUGCUAGGUUUUGCAGCGUUGACCAUAGGAUAUACCCUCUAUCGACCUCACAAAAAGCGACGAGAGAAUAUGAUGGACUUCAAGUAUUGAGGAGGGGAGCAAGAUCGGACAUGAGUACACUAAUGCAAAAAUACGAGGUGCAGAUAAUGACUGGAGUAAGGGGUUAAGACCAUAGUUCGUUCUUGUGUUUGGUGAAUAUAGAUCUAUGUACAAUGACUCUAAACUCUGAGAAACAACAGCAGAG
Spizellomyces punctatus DAOM BR117 is the source of this 1818-nucleotide messenger RNA. RefSeq lists its product as uncharacterized. The record is from RefSeq and is a predicted model, not a curated record. The transcript is spliced from 8 exons. Bases 150 to 1664 code for a protein of 504 amino acids. Lineage: Eukaryota; Fungi; Chytridiomycota; Chytridiomycetes; Spizellomycetales; Spizellomycetaceae.